Solanum lycopersicum (tomato) is the source of this 3914-nucleotide messenger RNA. RefSeq lists its product as uncharacterized. Gene Ontology annotation, cellular component: mitochondrion. Gene Ontology annotation, biological process: biosynthetic process; mitochondrial respiratory chain complex I assembly. The record is from RefSeq and is a predicted model, not a curated record. NCBI's taxonomy places the organism in Eukaryota, Viridiplantae, Streptophyta, Magnoliopsida, Solanales, Solanaceae.
UAAGAAUCAGUGUAUUUGGAAUGAUGUUGCAAAUAUUGUAACUUUUUUAGGAAUGUGACGUGCCCUUUGUAUGCGAUUUUGUAGGCUUCUGAUAGUUUUAUAACCAUGGGUAACGGCAGUAUAAAUCCUACUCAUUUUGGAAAACUUGAAGCAUGAUCUUUGUUUACAGUGAUUCUUUAAGGAUGUAGUGUAAGUAAUAGGUGUACUUUAGAGAUGUAUGUGACCAAGAACUUUCGUCACGCUAUUCCACUUGAAUGUGUAACUGUCUGUUCUGCGUAAGUUGGGGUUUAUUAGUACAUUAUACAUUUUUUUUUGUUUUCGAUAAAGAUUACACCUUUCCAUUUUCUUUAUAAAAUCUAACCAAAAAAAAUAAAAAAUUGAGAUCCACUACCAGUGAGCUAAGCAAGUUCUACACCAUGUUAUUUCUAAUUAGAAGAGAGUAGUUUUGACAAAACUGCUUUUAUGCACUUAUGAGGUCAACCCUUGGUGCUCUGCCAUGUGCCAACACAUGAAGGGCAUAGGAGCAAAACUGUAAGAGUAGUAGGAUCAUAAGCACACUUUAAAGUUUUGCCUUUCUAAGGCAGAUCAACUAGCCAGACUUCAAUAAAUAAAUACCUGGAAAUAGCAGCUACAUGCUUGAACUGAUGUCUACUUACUAUUCACUUCAGAGUGAUGAACAAAGUCACUAGAGUUGUAUUGGAGCACUAACUGUUGAGCAUUAAGCUUUGCUUUCUUUUGACAUUUCUGCUUGAUCUCUCCAUUAAUGUUUCAAUGAAUGUUUCUUAAUUUUUUUUUCAGAAGUAAUAGUUUUGAAGUAGUCUGCCUAACAUUGAUCCUAUACAUUUUAAGCUUUCUUAGAACAGAAUUUGUGUUUCAUCUUGUGUCCUCUAUCUCUAUUGAACUUGUUCAUUUUCGUCAUCUUUAGAAUUAGUAUUACUCAUAGUGUUGCUCCAUUGCUUGAAGUGCCAGAGCAAUGCGAAACGAUGUUUUACAAUUCUAAUAAUGUGAAAUAAAGCAAUUUGGAAGAGACACAGUAAGUGAUCCAAGGGAGAACCAGUCACUUCCUUGAAUGUGACUUUAGAGAUGAAAAGAGAAAGUAAAGGGAGGAGAGAAGUGUGGCGUUUUAGUACCUGUGUAGUAGGACUUCUAUCCGUGUAUCAUAAACCGGGCCUUUUGCUACAUUUGUACUCAGACUCCUCUCCUUGUUGUUUUCUUCUUCAUCUUAUUUUUCUAGUUUGCAAUGGCUCUUCUAUUUUUCUAUAUCUCUGUAUCUGCUGAGUUGCCUCCUACUUCGGACUUUUUGUUCUUUUGAUGUGUGGCCCUUCUCUUCUCUGCUUCUUCUGCUUCAAUCCUUUUUCUCAUUUUUUUGUUCUACUAUCAAUUGAUUUCAAUAGUUCUUUUUAUUCUUUCUUGUCUGCUCUUUAUUUCGGUAUAUCUCUGAUUCUUGAUUUAUAAGUUGAUUGAUAAGAAGAUAAGCAAUGACAGUUGCAACUUAAGUUGAUAUUAGUGCAGCAGUCAAAGCAAUCAAAUAUGAAUAUUGAACGCUGCCAAUCUAUUAUUUUACUCAUGAUGGGUUGAAAACAAAAAAAUCAGUCUUAUAAUUGAACUUAUCUUUCUGUAAAAUUGCUGAAACUAAAUCAUGUGUACUUUAUGUUAUAAUUAUGCUUUCUUUUUUCAAGAAAAAGAUAAAUAGCUUAGGAUGGGCAGGUUUACAUUUCAAUCUGUUUCCUCAUAACAUUUAAACCUACCCAUACAGAGUCCAAUCUAUUUGUCUUCCAGCUGUGCACUUCAGUAGUGAAAGGUUGACAAUAAACUUUAAUAUAUCAUAUUCAUUUCUCAAGCGAGAAACAAGGAUAAUGCUGAAUCCUGUUUGUUGUCUACCAUCUAUUGGUAAACAAAAAUUUACAAAACGAGAGAGGUUUUCCAGAACUUCUUGGAACAUUGUGUCAAAAAAAGGUGUCCGAAAGCACAAAUGUCUUGUCAUAUCCGUGUAUUAUGUCCUCCAUGUCAAGCCAAGUUAAUUUCUGUGUACAAGGAUAGGAAACCACACUUUUGAUUGAAAUGAAUGGUGCUUCUUCGGCCGGUGGUAUAAGAGGUGCUUUAUCCUAUUGUGUGCAGCAAGUACGGCGUUAUGAUUAUCAUCACUACCUCUGCCUUCUUGAACUUCCAGCAAACAUGCGGAAGGCUGCAUUUGCACUCCGAGCUUUCAAUGUCGAGACAUCCCGAGCUAUGGAUGUUGCAUCUGAUCCCAAAAUUGGUCUUAUGCGCUUGCUGUGGUGGCAAGAAGCUUUGGACAAGAUCUAUUCAAACAAGGUGAUUGAGCAUCCAGUAGCUCAGGCCCUCACUUCUGUGGUAUCUGAACACAAGGUUAGCAAAAGUUGGCUUAAACGAGCUGUGGAAGCCCGAAUAAAUGAUGCGAAUAGAGAAAAUAAUGAUAUUCCACAAACUGUUGAAGAAUUGGAGCAAUAUGCUGAGGACACAACAUCAACUAUUCUGUACUCUACACUUCAAGCAGGUGGUAUUAAAUCCACAGCGGCAGACCAUGCUGCUUCACAUAUUGGUAAGGCAAGUGGACUCCUUUUGUUACUUAAGUCACUGCCAUACCAUGCUAGUAGAAACCAUCAGUUUUCAUAUAUACCAGCCAAGGUGGCUGAGAAACAUGGAUUGUUGGUUCACCUAAGUGGUCAGUCAGAGAUCAAAAAGGACUCGCGUGAGGCCCUUUGUGAUGCAGUUUUUGAGAUGGCAUCUGUAGCUAAUGCACAUCUGCAGAAGGCUCGACAAUUGGCCGGAAGUGUGCCAGCUGAAGCUCGUCCUGUGCUUUUGCCUGCUGUGCCUGCCCAAGUCAUGUUAGAUUCUUUGGCUCAGGUGCAGUUUGAUGUGUAUGAUCCACGGCUGGCACAAGGAAUCUUAGGGGCUCCCCCCUUGUUGUUUCAGUUGAAACUGAAAUGGUAUUCAUGGAGGGGCAAAUAUUGACAUUACCCUUUUUCAUCCCUUUAUAGAGUGUGUGUGUCACCAACCACUGACCGACACGAGUUAUUGAAUGCUUACAUGAAUAAAUUGAUGAUUCUUUGGUUGAUCCUGCUGGUGUUUGGUCCAUACACGCGAAGAGAACAUAAGCUACACGUGUUUGGAUAAAUUUCUGCAAGUACUUUGGCCGUCUGGUUUUGACUUUUGACAGUCGUGGUUCACUCUGGAUUGCGGCUUUUUGGUUGAAGUGCUCGAUUUUGUCUGGGAAACACAGCCAGAAAAUCACAAGGAACAAACAUAUAUUAUUUGGUAAGCCAUGUCGAUUAACCAUUCAAUCUUUGUUUAAUAGUGUUUCUCUAUCUAUCAUCAUCUUAGCUUACGAGUUUUGAAAACCGGCAAGUGUAGUGUGGGACUGACUUUGAAUCUAAUUCGACUCCAAAGCUAGCUCAUGACGUGAGAAUUUCUCAAGACCAGUUCCACAUCUCAGGAUCCAAUGUGGGACAAACUUAACCAGAUGUCAUUUGUGAUAUAUUUGGAGCAGUGGACACCUAGUGUGAAAAGGCAUGUGAGGUCCUAAUAUGGAUUAUGCAUGUCAAAGUUUGGACAACCAUUUCUUGUUAAUCAUGUGUGGUGUCUGGAUCAGCUUAUAUGCAUCCCGACUAACUUUACGAGAUACCUAUUAACUCUCACCAACAACGGUAUGGUACUCAGUAACUCUGUCAAUCAAAACUAAGAUAGAUGAAAAAAAUCAUCUGAUGUUUUUAUCUCUACUGGAAUUUGAACAUUGAGACUUGAUGUUUACUAUUGUGAAACAUGACUAUUCAGAAAUGAAAAAAAAAAUUGUAUUUAUUCUUGUCAUUAUCAUAUAGCAUACUAGUGGUGAAUUAUAAGAACAGUGUUAGCAGACAUAAGAUAAGUUAAAAAUUAUAUAUGCCCAUGUUGUUUCA